AUGGCGGGAGAGAAAAACGAGACAGAACUCAAAACCACGAGUCGUUAUCCAGAAAAAGGCGAGUCGAGCACCGCUACCGGCACAGCACCGAAAAACCGUGCACAGAUGAGCAAGUACUGGGGAGAUGACGUGGACGAUAAAGUGGAGCGAACCGGUUGCAGCGAGCCUUACAGCCGGCUGGUAGAUUGCCUGGAUGUGUACGAUAAAGAUUGGCGCAAGUGCCGCGAGGAACUGCAAGAGUUUCGACGUUGUUGCCAUGAAAAGAAGGUCCCCGGUGCCUGA
This is a messenger RNA of Besnoitia besnoiti, 282 nucleotides long. RefSeq lists its product as uncharacterized. NCBI's taxonomy places the organism in Eukaryota, Apicomplexa, Conoidasida, Eucoccidiorida, Sarcocystidae. Gene Ontology annotation, cellular component: mitochondrial intermembrane space. The transcript has 2 exons. Bases 1 to 282 code for a protein of 93 amino acids. The record is from RefSeq and is a predicted model, not a curated record. Gene Ontology annotation, biological process: mitochondrial respiratory chain complex IV assembly.